AUGUUGCCCAGGCUGGUUGCGAACUCCUGAGCUCAGGCAAUCCUCUCUCCUCGGCCUCUCAAAGUGCCGGGAUUACAGGCGAGCCACCAUGCCCAGUGGCGGGUUUCUUAAUCACCGGUGCUGGAUAGUCAUUACAUUUCCUGAGUGAGUAAGCAUGGAUAUAUAGCUCCACCAUUCACUCCAGUUUUUGUUUUGUUUUUUAUGAAAGUCAGUUUGUACAAGUUCCCUCCCUUCUGUAUGGCAUCAUGUACUUGAGCUGCAGGGAAUCAUGCAUUUCUUACAGUUAUCUGCAUAAGUGUGUGAGAGACUGUGUGUGUAUGAGACAGUAUGUGUGUGUGAAUGUGUAUGCAUAUGUGUUUAGACACAUGCAUUUUCAAAAGGAGACUGGUGGUGACUGUGAAUAUGCCCUCUGCUGAUGCAUCCACAGUUUCGGGAAGUAGGACCUGGCUGAACACACUUGCAGAGAGCCUCACUGGGGGUCUUUCCUGGCUGCUGUCUUGUCUGCUGAUGGAGAGGUGUCUGGCUUCGGGCCCUGACCUUGAUGAGAGCUCUUGGAACAUGCUGAAGGCCUGGAACAUCAUCCCCCAAUUCCACUGUUGCCAGUUCUCAGCCAACCCUGCAGUUGCCUUUUCAGCCCGUGUCAUGGUGGUUAUUCUGGUGUCAGUCUCUUUACUGGAGGACAAGCACCUCAAGGGCAUGGAGCGAGUCUGUCUUGUUUGCUGCUGCAGCCCCAACACAAAGUCUGAUGCCUUGCUCUGCCCCUGCUCCUGGAAGGCCUGGCUAAGGCAGUUUCCCUGUCUCUUCCCGUUUCAAGGGCACCCAUCCAUCAGGUUCUUCGAGGAAGAAACCACGCAUCUCAGGCCUAUCUUCUCUCCAUCAGUCCCCGAACCUCCCAUUCCUUGGCCCCUGUGUCUGAGUAUUGAUCACCCCCACCUGGAACCCAUGGCUGCACAUCACCAAACUGAGCCCAUGCUUUUGUUGAUUCAAAUGUGAUGACUGUGCAGUGGUACUGCUUACUGAGGUCUGCUGUCUACAGGCUCUCACACAGGAUUGUCUGUAAAUUUAUCAGAACACUUCCAAGAAGGCAUUACUGUCCCCAUUCUACAGACAAGGAAACUGGCACUUGGCGAGGUAGGGAACUUGCGCAAUACCCUGCGGUGAGCAGAGUCUGUCUGGCCCCAGAGCUGAUUCUGUCUCAGCUACUGAAAGCAGCUCAUAUAGCAAGGCACGCACGACGGCAGGGUUCUCCUUGUCCUAGUGUUUCCCGCUUCUCAGGAGUCCUGUGGGGUGGGUGUCUACAACGUGUGCAUUUUAGGAGUGUCCC
Sapajus apella (tufted capuchin) is the source of this 1324-nucleotide messenger RNA. RefSeq lists its product as uncharacterized. NCBI's taxonomy places the organism in Eukaryota, Metazoa, Chordata, Mammalia, Primates, Cebidae. The record is from RefSeq and is a predicted model, not a curated record. The transcript has a single exon. The coding region runs from base 340 to 993 and encodes 217 amino acids.